This is a messenger RNA of Lycium barbarum (goji berry), 2023 nucleotides long. RefSeq lists its product as uncharacterized. The transcript has 8 exons. NCBI's taxonomy places the organism in Eukaryota, Viridiplantae, Streptophyta, Magnoliopsida, Solanales, Solanaceae. The coding region runs from base 39 to 1076 and encodes 345 amino acids. The record is from RefSeq and is a predicted model, not a curated record.
AUUUGAUCUUUCUGCAAUGCCGCUAUAUAUCUGUUAACAUGGCACUUUCAGGUCAAAUUGUCUCGCAAAGUUUAUUGUCCACACCAGAUUUUAGGAGUCGCCAAAGCAUUCUGCUAUUGAAAACUCCAAAUGCAAAAAUCACCAAACUAAAUGAACAAAAACUCAAAAUAGGAAGUAUCAGGAGCAGACAGAGGUCCUUGAUCGCGCAUUCAAUGGUCAAUCCUGAAAUUGGCAAACGUUCACUUUCACCAUCCGACACAAUCGAAACAUUCUACGCCAGCAUAAAUAACAAGGACCCGAACCAACUGUCCUUGCUCAUAUCUGAAGAUUGUUUCUUUGAUGAUUUCUCAUUCCCUCAAUCAUUUCAAGGGAGAAAGGAGGCUUUAAAAUUUCUGGAACAACUAACCACGAGCAUGCGCCAAGACGCAGAAUUAAGCAUAGAUAACAUUUAUGAAGGUGUUGAUCUUACAGCAAUUGUAAAAUGGCAUUUAGAGUGGAAGAAGAAAGAAGUUCCCUUCACAAGAGGUUGCAGUUACUAUGAAUUAUCAAGAGAUGGAGAACAACUACUCAUUAAGAAUGCUCAAGUUAUUUCAGAAUCAUCUAUGAUACCAAGAAUUUUGGCGGUGUUCAAUAUGGUAACUUCAGUAUUUGACGACGUCCCUAAGGCUGCUAGGAGGUUUCUAAAGAACCACCAAGAUACAGUUCAAAUGUUACUAAACGUUUGCAGGAAUGCUCAAGUUAUUUCAGAAUCAUCUAUGCUACCAAGAAUUUUGAUGGCGCUCAAUAUGGUAACUUCAGUAUUUGACGACUUUCCUGAGGCUGCUAGGAGGUUUCUAAAGAACCACCAAGAUACAGUUCAAAUGUUACUAAAUACUUACAAGAUUGUUCUGCAACCAUUCAUCAGUCCAAUUCUUGCAUGGUACAAAAAGUUGUGGACAUUAGCAAUCACCUUUGUUGGACUCAUAAACAAGUUUUAUUUAUUUAUUUAUUUUUUAUUUUAUUUUUUUUAUUAUUUUUUUUUAUUAUUUUUUAUAAACAAGUUAGUGCAGUUCAUUAUGAAGAAUUUCAAAGAGUAGAACAGAGUCACAGAGAAAAUCCUAAGCCCGGUCCAGUACUAUAUAAAUGCCAUAGCUAAUUGAUCUAACCAAAUUCCCCAAGAACCCAAGUUUGAGAAUUUUGGCUAUUCUUAAGCUUGUGGGUAUGAAUUGUUCAGCGCAUGGGUGACAUUAACGAGUGAUUUGAAUGCGUGAUUUACUUGUGACGUCAAAUUCACAAAUUCAGGAUUUUGUCAUGGAAUUUGACUCGUGGAACUUGAAACUUUUUACAAUACUUCCUCUGUUCCAAUUUAUGUGACACUUUUCCUCUUUUAGUCUGUCUAGAAAGAGAGACAUAUUUCAGUAUUCAGUAACUACUUUGCUUUAAACUUUCUAUUCUACUUUAAUAUGUUAAUUUAUAUAGCCGCACAAUAUAGAUGGAUUAUUUUAGACUACAAGCUUUUUUUAAAAAAAAAAAAAUCAUUCUUACAUUCAUGCCUAGUCAGAUACUAUCAAAUAAAUUGGGAUGGAAGGAAUAAUUAUUUUAAAAUACAAGGCCAAAAAGGAGCUAGUGAAUGCUAUUUUCAUCGAAGUCAUAAUCGUUAUGGCUUGAGAGUGAGAAUCUAAUCUCUGUAUGUGAUUUCUCUAAAAAGCUAAUAUGUCAAAUGUUAGACAAAACUCACGUAAAGAGUAUUUCAAAAAGUUGUUUUGUGACUUUGUACAUGUAGGGACAAGCAUAUGUGGUACGAUCUGUAAUGAUCUAAAAUAAGGAAGCGUAUUCCUAUUAUCUAGCCUAACAACAAAAAGAGAAGAGGAAGAAUGGAGUGGGCGCUGGGAACAGAAUCUCCAAAAAGACAAAGCAAAGAGCUUUAAUUAAUCUCAUUAUAUAUAUAUAUAUAUAUAUAUAUAUAUAUAUACGAUUAUUUAUGGAUUAAGAAUAUGAUUAUUUAUUUUUGAGAUUAAAUUGUGAUACUGCAACUUGGAUGUGG